ACUCCGAUCGACCGAGCCCCCACAUGCAGGCUUGCCAGUUGCCAGCUUCCCGCCAGCUUCAGUCCAGCACCCCACGCGGCGCGCCACCGUAUCUACGCGUACCGCGCACGCAGGCGCACGCGCCAGUCCUCGAGGAUUUGUCCCAUACCGGCGAGCGUCGAGCGAGAGGACCAGCUGAAAUGGCGUGCUGCUCCGACGAUAGUUCGCCGGGCCUCGUAGCGGUGGCCCACGUCAUCCCAAGCUUGGGGGCAAAGGUGUUGGCUCGACGGGGUGGGAGAGCACCAUGUACUGGAACCGACACCCCUGGCUCUGCGGGUCUGACGGUGUGACGGUCAAGGAUGACGGUCCUGGUCACCGUAAAUCCGGAUGGUUCCUGCAUGAAGGGGGCUGGCUCGCUCCGUAUCAAUGCCAGCACUCUAUCGAGCCACCACCUUUUCAUUCUCUAAUCACCGAUAGUGCCAUCUUACCAGUUAGGCCUUCUGAGCCUGUUUGUUCCUUCUAUGCAAAAACAGGCAAAUGCAAAUUUGGUGCAAAUUGCAAGUUCAAUCAUCCAAUGCCAUCUGUGAUUGCAAAGGAAACCAUAUAUACAGCAACAACUGAUGCAGCAGCACACAUUGGUGCAGCAGAUGAUCUGGUUCCAGCAAAGAUGCAUGCACCAACUGCCUCAUCUGAGGCACAUAACCCAAAGGGGCUUCCUAUAAGACCAGGUGAAGUGGACUGCUCGUUUUAUAUGAAGACAGGCAGCUGCAAAUAUGGUUCUAUUUGUCGCUUCAACCAUCCUUAUCGGCCAGUUGUGGAUAUAGCAUUGAUGGCUCCACUGGUUCAAACUACUCUUCCUACUCCAGCACCCAUUAUGUCGGCGCCGAUGUUAAACCCGGCUGCAAAUAUUCUGCAAAGCUUUGAUUUUCAUGUGACUCAUGUGCCGUUUUACAUGAAGACAGGAUUUUGCAAGUAUUCUCAGAAAUGCAAGUUUCACCAUCCUAUGAACCGCUCUGAACCUGGUGCCAACGGAAACUGGGAUCCUGAGCAGCCUGUGACACUUACUCUUGCUGGCCUUCCAAGGAGAGAGAGCGCCGAGGCGUGUGCCUUCUACAUGAGGUCUGGCACGUGCAGGUAUGGCGCGCACUGCAAGUUCGACCACCCUCCCCCACAGGAGGCUAUUUCCAAGCUGCAGGCGGCCGGAAAGGAAGAUGAGGAGAAGAAAGAAGGUGAAGCAAAGGAAGGGAGCGUCGUCCCGUGAUUGCCACCUGCCUCGGGCUUGUAAUACAUAGCGAAACGCGCUGUCGGGUUGAUGGUUGCCUGGGUCUUGAUGGGCUUCUGAGCUGUGAAGUUGAGUACCACCGGAAGGAGUCUAUCGGAGCAGUGCUGGUGGUACUAGCGAGUUACCUUCGUUUGUUGCCGUAGAUAACAGUAACCUGGCACAUAAUGGUCAUGUUGCCAUAUUGCAGCAACGCAUUCUUUGGCUUUGCCACUACGCACCUGUGCUUCGUUGUACGCAUUGCCCGGCCGUACGUAACUUCGCAUUGAAGAGCA
Setaria italica (foxtail millet) is the source of this 1533-nucleotide messenger RNA. RefSeq names its product zinc finger CCCH domain-containing protein 8. The record is from RefSeq and is a predicted model, not a curated record. The transcript has 8 exons. Gene Ontology annotation, molecular function: metal ion binding; mRNA binding. Bases 284 to 1240 code for a protein of 318 amino acids. NCBI's taxonomy places the organism in Eukaryota, Viridiplantae, Streptophyta, Magnoliopsida, Poales, Poaceae.